Molecule: messenger RNA, 525 nt
Organism: Cantharellus anzutake
Lineage: Eukaryota; Fungi; Basidiomycota; Agaricomycetes; Cantharellales; Hydnaceae
Exons: 2
Coding region: 1-525 (174 amino acids)
Source: RefSeq, a predicted model, not a curated record
AUGCCAACUGCUCCCAUCCAGACAUCCAGGUAUGACUCACAGCCAUCGCUGUCCCCUCCCACCGAAGUGAACCCACGAGUGAUGGAUAAUGCAGUUGCCACUGGUAAUGAUGACCUGAGCGUCCACAUGCAACAAGAACCUGGAUCAUCAGUCCCAGCUACUUCAUCGGUGCCAGCAGAAUCAGUACCUUGUAGGUCCGAUGGCGAUCUGAACAAAACGAUAAUUGGCACCACCAAACUACUUCUCAAGACUGUGGCUGCUGGUCUCAAGUUCGCUCCCAUCGCUAAUCUUGAUCAGAUCCCAAACACCCUUUUGAGAUUUAUUCAAACCUAUGAGAAUGUCAGUGGCAACACUGAGGAACUCAACCAGUUAUGCAUCGUGAUUCAGCAAGCACAAAAAUCGGUGGUUGAGCCCCUCCAGAAAUGGACUGGAGAAACUUCUCCUGAGCUAAAGACCCUAGUGCAGGAAUUCUGCGCAUACAGAUCUCGUCCUCCUCUCAUUCACAUUCACUCAUUCACUUCCUAG